AUGUCAGAUUUCGCAAAGUUACUUCAAAAAGUGCCUAUGAUAUGCUCAUCCACCAUCAAUUAUUAUUGUUAUGGACCACCUCAACCAUCAUGGGAUUUGAAGUUUUAUUUGAUGUUCAAACUUGUAAAAGAUGGGAUAGCAUCAUCAACCAGUCAAACUAUUGAAGAUCUUCAAGUAAUGGAUAAUACAAAAACAGCUGUCGAUGAUGGUGUACUUGUAGAUGAGCUGACAUUGUCAAAUUCACUUCGUAAAAGAUCAGAAAUUUACAUUGAUGAUGUUUUAAAAGAUUAUAAUCACGUGCUUCUUGAUGAUUGGAAAAGUGUUAAUCUUGGGAAUGGAUUAGAAUGCGAAUGGGUUUAUGUUAAGAAAGAAGAGGAAGGAAAUGAAGACAAUAAUAAAAAGAAAAAAUAUGAUAAAGUUAUUUUGUAUUUACAUGGUGGAGCAUAUGUUCUAUAUCCUCCUGGUUAUCGUAGUAGUACUUCUAAGAUUGCAAAAUCUGCAAAUGCAAGACUUUUUG
Molecule: messenger RNA, 517 nt
Organism: Entrophospora candida
Lineage: Eukaryota; Fungi; Glomeromycota; Glomeromycetes; Entrophosporales; Entrophosporaceae
Source: the annotation of a GenBank genome assembly